This is a messenger RNA of Fusarium vanettenii 77-13-4, 948 nucleotides long. RefSeq lists its product as uncharacterized. The record is from RefSeq and is a predicted model, not a curated record. Bases 1 to 948 code for a protein of 315 amino acids. The transcript has 4 exons. Gene Ontology annotation, molecular function: oxidoreductase activity. NCBI's taxonomy places the organism in Eukaryota, Fungi, Ascomycota, Sordariomycetes, Hypocreales, Nectriaceae.
AUGACAACUGUUCUCGUAGCUGGUGGCACCGGUAGCAUCGGCAGGGCUAUCGUUGAGGCUCUUGUGGAACAAGGAAAAUUCAAGGUCGUCGUCCUCGGACGCAAGUCGAGUGCUGAGCUUGAAGAGCGCCUCGGCGCCAGGGUCAUCGCAUCAGACUACGCAAGUGUUGAUGGCCUCAUCUCAAUCUUGGAAGAAAACAAGGUCGAUACCGUCAUUUCUGCCCUUGGCGGCCUUGCCCCCCCCGACGCCGAAAAGGCUCUCAUUCACGCUGCUGAAGCAUCGAGCGUCACUCAUCGAUUCAUCCCUAGUGUUUUCGGAGUCAAAUACCGUCCCGAUUGGUUUCUGACUGCUGGUAGUCAAGCCUGGUUCCCUGCAGCUCAGGCUAAGUUGGCAGCCAUGUCUGAGCUCGAAGGGACCAAGCUGGAGUGGACCAUCGUCUGCAAUGGCUUCUUCCUGGACUACUGGGGUAUGCCCAAGGUCAAGUCGUAUCUCAGCCCCAUGACUCUGUUCAUCGAGCCGGCUUCCAAGGAGGCCGCCAUUCCAGGAUCCGGAAACACCCCUGUCGUGUUCACCUACAGUCAUGACGUCGCCAAGUUCACGGCGGCUUUGUUGACGUUGGAUAAGUGGGAGAGGGAGUCAUACGUCAUUGGCACCAAGCUGUCUCUGAACGAGUUCCUUAAGCUUGCUGAAGAAAUUCGGGGCGAAUUCAAAAAGACUCAUGACUCUUUGGAGCUACUCAAGUCAGGCAAGAUCACGGAGCUUCCUGGUCACCGCUAUGCGUAUGAACAUUUCCCAAAAGAGGCACUGCAGGGAAUGCUUGCCACUUUUGGACUUCUUUUUGAUGAGGGGCAAUUCGACUUUAAGCCCGAACGCAGCCUCAACGAUAUCUUUCCGGAAAUCAAGCCUGUUUCGGCCAAGGAGAUGUUGGAGAUUGGAUGGAAGAACUGA